This is a messenger RNA of Caenorhabditis bovis, 3528 nucleotides long. The record is from the annotation of a GenBank genome assembly. Lineage: Eukaryota; Metazoa; Nematoda; Chromadorea; Rhabditida; Rhabditidae.
AUGCGGUUCACACGUCUACCCGUCCUUGCCAACUUCGUCCGACACAGCGCCAUCAGUCAGCGAUAUGCUAGCUCCGUCAUCAAGCCCAGAGAAUUCGACAAGGUGAUGGUUGCGAAUCGUGGAGAGAUUGCGAUUCGUGUGUUCCGUGCGCUCACCGAGUUGAACAAGACCUCUGUGGCGAUUUAUGCGGAGCAGGACAAGAACUCAAUGCACCGCUUGAAAGCUGACGAAGCAUAUUUGGUUGGAAAAGGAUUGCCACCAGUUGCCGCCUAUCUUACCAUCGAUCAGAUUAUUGAGACCGCCUUGAAACACGACGUUGAUGCCAUUCAUCCCGGAUACGGUUUCCUCUCGGAGCGCUCGGAUUUCGCGCAAGCUUGCAAAAACGCCGGAAUCGUGUUCAUCGGCCCAAGUCCCGACGUGAUGGCGCGAAUGGGAGACAAAGUUGCCGCGAGACAAGCCGCAAUUGAAGCUGGUGUCCAAGUUGUGCCUGGAACACCGGGACCGAUCACAUCCGCUCAGGAAGCUGUCGAGUUCGCCAAACAAUAUGGGGCGCCAAUCAUUCUCAAGGCCGCGUAUGGUGGCGGGGGACGCGGAAUUCGCCGAGUCGAUAAACUUGAAGACGUCGAGGAAGCGUUCAGACGAUCGUAUUCGGAAGCGCAAGCCGCGUUCGGAGACGGAAGCUUGUUCGUCGAGAAGUUUGUUGAGAGACCAAGACACAUUGAAGUCCAGCUUCUUGGAGAUCAUCACGGAAACAUUGUGCACUUGUACGAGCGUGAUUGCUCUGUGCAACGUCGUCAUCAGAAGGUCGUCGAGAUCGCACCGGCACCAGCACUACCAGACGGUGUUCGUGAGAAGAUUCUCGCUGAUGCUUUGAGAUUGGCGAAACACGUCGGAUAUCAGAACGCCGGAACCGUCGAAUUCUUGGUGGAUCAACGCGGAAACUACUACUUCAUUGAAGUCAAUGCGCGUCUUCAAGUCGAGCACACGGUCACUGAAGAGAUUACCGGAGUCGAUCUUGUGCAAGCUCAAAUUCGCAUCGCUGAAGGAAAAUCGCUUGAUGAUUUGAAAUUAUCGCAGGACAGCAUUCAAGUCAACGGAUCUGCGAUUCAAUGUCGUGUCACCACCGAAGAUCCAGCUAAAGGAUUCCAGCCAGACUCGGGAAGAAUCGAAGUGUUCCGUUCAGGAGAAGGAAUGGGAAUCCGUUUGGAUUCGGCUUCAGCGUUUGCCGGUUCCGUCAUCUCGCCGCAUUAUGAUUCGUUGAUGGUGAAAGUGAUCGCGUCGGCGCGAAAUCAUCCAAAUGCGGCUGCCAAGAUGAUUCGCGCUUUGAAGGAAUUCCGAAUUCGCGGUGUCAAGACAAACAUCCCGUUCUUGCUCAAUGUGCUCACACAGCCGAAAUUCCUCGAUGCUUCCGUCGACACCUACUUCAUCGAUGAGCAUCCGGAGUUGUUCCAAUUCCAACCGAGUCAGAAUCGUGCUCAGAAAUUGUUGAACUACUUGGGCGAAGUGCAGGUGAACGGACCAACAACUCCAUUGGCUACUGAUUUGAAGCCGGCCGUCGUCAGCCCGCCAAUUCCAUACGUUCCAGCUGGAGCCAAGCCGCCAACGGGACUUCGCGAGAUUCUUGUCAAGAAGGGACCAGAAGGUUUUGCGAAAGAAGUCAGACGACACAACGGAUGUUUGAUCACUGAUACCACAUUCAGAGAUGCGCAUCAAUCGCUUCUCGCCACUCGUGUUCGCACCUAUGAUCUUGCCGCAAUCUCGCCGUACGUUGCUCAAGCGUUCCCAAAUCUGUUCUCGCUUGAAAACUGGGGUGGAGCCACUUUUGACGUUUCGAUGAGAUUCCUUCAUGAAUGCCCAUGGGAGCGACUUCGUCUUCUUCGCGAGAAGAUUCCCAACAUUCCAUUCCAGUGCCUUCUUCGUGGUGCCAACGCGAUGGGAUACAGCAAUUAUCCGGAUAACGUAAUCUAUAAGUUCUGCGAACUUGCCGUCAAGAAUGGAAUGGACGUGUUCCGUGUGUUCGAUUCAUUGAACUAUGUGCCAAACUUGCUUGUUGGAAUGGAAGCCGUUGGAAAAGCUGGUGGAGUCGUUGAAGCCGCCAUCGCCUACACUGGAGACGUUUCGGACAAAUCGCGCGAGAAGUACGGUCUCAAUUAUUAUCUCGAUCUCGCUGAACAGCUCGUCAAGGCGCAAGCGCAUGUGCUUGCGAUCAAGGACAUGGCCGGCGUGUUGAAACCGGAAGCCGCCAAGAUUCUCAUCGGUGCUCUUCGCGACAAAUUCCCAGACAUUCCGAUUCAUGUUCACACUCACGACACGUCGGGAGCCGGAGUCGCCGCGAUGCUCGAAUGCGCCAAAGCUGGAGCUGAUGCCGUCGACGCAGCUGUCGACAGCAUGAGCGGAAUGACGUCGCAACCAUCGAUGGGAGCCAUUGUUGCUAGUCUUCAAGGAACCAACUUCGACACGGGAUUGAGUCUUGAUGAUGUAUCGAAGUACUCUGCGUAUUGGGAGUCGGCUCGUCAGCUCUAUGCUCCGUUCGAAUGUGCCACGACCAUGAAGAGCGGAAACGCUGAUGUCUACAAGCACGAGAUUCCAGGUGGACAAUACACGAACUUGCAGUUCCAGGCAUUCUCACUCGGACUUGGAAAUCAAUUCGAUGAAGUCAAGCGCAUGUAUCGUGAGGCCAAUAUGGUCCUUGGCGAUAUUAUCAAGGUGACACCAUCGUCAAAGAUUGUUGGCGAUUUGGCGCAAUUCAUGGUGCAAAACAAUCUCACUCGCGAGACUCUUGUGGAUCGCGCCGAGGACUUGUCGUUCCCACAGAGUGUCGUCGACUUUAUGCAAGGCAACAUUGGGCAACCGCCAUAUGGAUUCCCGGAGCCGCUGAGAACGAAGGUGUUGCGAGGAAAGCCGAAGGUUGAUGGACGACCAGGAGCCAAUGUGCCAUCAUAUGAUUUCGAUGCCGCCAAGAAGAAGCUCGAAGAGAAACACGGAAGAAAAUUGAGCGACGAGGAUGUUAUGUCGCAUACGAUGUUCCCAGCCGUGUUCGACGAAUUCGAAGGAUUCCGUCAAGUUUAUGGACCGGUCGACAAGCUUCCAACGAGAAUCUUCCUCACUGGACUCGAUAUUGCUGAAGAAUGCGAUGUUGAAAUUGAAAGCGGAAAAACGUUGGCGGUUCAAUUGUUGGCUGAAGGCAAAUUGAACUCUCGUGGUGAACGCGAGGUGUUCUUCGAUCUCAAUGGACAAAUGAGAAGCAUCUUUGUAACUGACCGUGAAGCUAGCAAGGAAAUCGUGACGCGUCCACGCGCGCUUCCAGGAGUUCGCGGACAUAUCGGUGCACCGAUGCCGGGAGAUGUUCUGGAAUUGAAGGUGAAAGAAGGAGACAAGGUCACCCAAAAGCAGCCGUUGUUCGUUUUGUCGGCGAUGAAAAUGGAGAUGGUGAUCGAUUCGCCGGUUGCGGGAACUGUGAAAAAGGUGCACGCGACGCAAGGAAUGAAAUGCGGCGCUGGAGAUCUUGUGAUUGAAAUUGAGCCAUAA